GUAACAUUCUCUCCCUCUUUUCGUCCUAAAAUAAAAACAAAGGCUUAGAGAUUUUUCUUAUUGGCCACAGUAGUAAGGGGUGGUGGUUUAGAUUCAGAAAGGGAUUUGUUCCUGUGAAUCAUAGUCUACAAAAGUUGAAGCUAAUAAAGAGAGAAAAAAGAGAAAUCGAACCAUAUCAUCACCAUCAUUACUAUCAUCACUACUUCAAAGCUCAACCAAUAUAACACACUCAAAAAUUCCAAAAAUUAUUCCUCUUUUCUUCUCCUCCUUCCACCUUUCUCUGCCAACCUUUUUGUUACAACUUUUGUUUCCCCUUCUCUUGCUCCCUCUAUGUCCUCUCAUCUCAUGUCUAAAAUUUCCACUUCUUCUUCUUCUAUCUCUUCAUUUCUCUCUUUUUCAUCACAACUUCUCAUAUAUUUCUCUCUUCUAUCUCUUCAUUUCUCACAACUUCUCAUAGAUUUGAGAGGGAUACUGAGUUCGCUUUCUUUCUUCACCAAUUUUGCCAUCAAAUUUCUCUUUGCUUUUGGUAUGGCUUAGCUGAUCACAGAGGAAACAGAGUAGAGGAAGAGGGUAGAAACUUAGGGAGAAUGGGUAGAAGGGUUCUUUGUUGUGUUAUAUUCAUCCAACUCAUGACGAGACAUUUGCUCAUUUCAGGUGACUAAUGGGCUCUCAUAUUUUCUGUUCAAACACUCUGAUUGGGACAGUGUAAUUUCUUUGGUUUAAUGUGUGUUGUUGUUCUUGUAAGCUAAGAGAUGCUUUCUGCUUUAUUCUGUCUUGCAUUAUAUAUUCUUGUUUAUGCCUUUGUUCUUUCUCGUUUUGAUUUCUUGAUGUUCAUUUUGCAUCAGCUAAUGGUUCAUUAUUGAUCAAAUCUCUCUGUUCUGCAUGAAUGCUGACAAUCAACACUCAUGUUCUGGGUUCUGGAUUAGUGGAAUUUUUUGGUUUUUCUUACCUUUAUAUGUAAAUGGACCUGCUUUUUAGUGGCCAAUUACUUUUACCAAUAAAGCAUAUAUUAAUGCACUCAGAGGUAACAUCAUGGCUGGCUUACUUGAAUAUGAAAUUUUGUCUUUUGCAUUUGAUCCCUUCUUGUAACCUUGAAUGUUUGGAGUGAUCCUAUUGGCUAUUUCUUUGCAAAAUUGCUUCUUCACCAUUACUUGUUUGAAAAUCUUAAUUAAGCUAAGAUUUUGUGAUUUCAAUCUGAUCUUGUCUGAAAGAAUUGUCCUGUUUUCAUUUUCACCAGCACUUGCCACAAACUCUGAAGUAGUAGUGCAAAACAAAUUGUCAAUCUCCACAACAGAGAAAGACAUUACUACUCCUAUUACAACACUUCCAAUAACAACCCCCGGGAAUCCAACCGCGACAAAUCCAACGUUCAACCCAACUGUUUCGAAUCCUGAAUCAGCUGCUGCAGCCAAUCCAAUGAAUCCAUUAAUGACGCCGGCCAGCAGUUCGACAUCACCACUGUCUUCGAGCGCAAGCUGGUGCAUUGCGAGCCCUUCGGCGUCGCCAAUGGCGUUACAGGUUGCUUUAGACUACGCCUGUGGUUAUGGAGGAGCAGAUUGUGCAGCCAUUCAACCAGGUGGAAAUUGUUACAAUCCAAACACAGUUAAUCAUCAUGCUUCUUAUGCUUUCAACAGCUACUAUCAGAAGAAUCCUGUUCCAAAUAGUUGUAAUUUUGGUGGCACUGCUGUUCCAACUAACACUGAUCCAAGUUCAGGCACAUGUCAAUAUAGGUCCACAAGCACAACCUCUUCAAUUCUGAACACUACCAAUUCAAGUGGAUCAAGAGUUUAUGGGGCAGGACCUCCUAUUACCCCAACAGGCUCAGGGGCCACUCUGUCUUUCAGCAUUGCUUAUGACUUUCACAUCUUGUCUUGUCUGUUAAGCCUAACAGUGGUGUCUAAUCUGAGCAGAUGAGAGCACAUGUGUUAUAAGGUUAAGGAUUUUAGGUUGUCUGCAGAACUUUUUGAAAGGUGAUUUCUGUAUGGAAAGUUGAGUUGAAUGUAGGUUGAAGAAAGGUUGUUAGGCAUUGGUAUAAUAGAGAGGAAAACUGGGGUAAUGUAAUGUAGGCUUAUUGCAAUGUAGAAGAAGCUAUUCUGCUGAGUUUUUUGGUGUUGGUAGAAGCUUCAAUUUAACUUUCCUCUUUUUGCUUCCCCUUAUUUAAUUUUUUUUUUUUUUUUCCUUUUGAAGACUAUGAAUGGAGUAUUUGAUCAAGUAUUGCCUCCAUUUUAAUUAAAAAAGAAUUCAAUUUGAUGAACUCUUUUAGCACAACACAUAUUGCACUCUUAUUUUGAGACGGA
This is a messenger RNA of Oldenlandia corymbosa var. corymbosa, 2297 nucleotides long. The record is from the annotation of a GenBank genome assembly. NCBI's taxonomy places the organism in Eukaryota, Viridiplantae, Streptophyta, Magnoliopsida, Gentianales, Rubiaceae.